This is a messenger RNA of Paramisgurnus dabryanus, 2038 nucleotides long. RefSeq names its product carboxypeptidase A2-like. Gene Ontology annotation, molecular function: zinc ion binding; metallocarboxypeptidase activity. Gene Ontology annotation, biological process: proteolysis. The record is from RefSeq and is a predicted model, not a curated record. Lineage: Eukaryota; Metazoa; Chordata; Actinopteri; Cypriniformes; Cobitidae.
GACAUACUGGUCACAAUACUGUUUAGUGUGGUUUACUGUAGUUUUGAUUUUCAUUUAUCUUUUCUCCUUUGAUCUUAUGUCGCUUCUUAAGAAAUAAAAAAGGAAGAGCAAAAAAUUCUUAGCAAUUACAGUAGAAUAAGGAAGGAACUUUUGCCAUAUUUAUAACCAUGUUUUUGUCACAUUGUGGUUUAGGGCUUUCAUAUAUAAGAGCAGCUUUGAAAUACAGAACCACAGAUCAUUUCAUAAAGAGAAAAACAUGAAGUUGUAUCUGUAUCAAACCAUCUUUACACUUUUGGUGGCAGUUUACUGCGUGGAGCUCUUUAAAGGAGACCAAGUUCUCAGAAUCCAUGCGAAAACUGAGGACCACCUUGAGGUUCUGUAUGAGUUGAGAGGAAACCAGGAGCUGGAUUUCUGGACUGAUGGCAUCUCUACCACUCUGCCUAUUGAUGUCCUUGUGCCUCACGCCAGUCUGUCCGAUGUUAAAAACAUCCUCAAUGCAAACAAGAUCCCUUUCACUGUCAUGAUCAACAAUGUGCAGGAACUUCUGGAUAAGGAGAAAGCAGAGAUGGAGAGUAAUGCACGGAUGGAGAGCAGUAGCAAGAUCUUUAACUUUGCUGCUUAUCACACCCUGGAUGAAAUUUACAGUUGGAUGGAUACUCUUGUUGCGACUCACUCUAAAGUCGUCUCUAAAGUGGAGAUUGGCAAGUCUUAUGAGAACCGGCCCAUGUAUGUCCUCAAGUUCAGCACAGGUGGAGCGAGAAAACCAGCGAUCUGGAUUGACGCGGGCAUCCACGCCAGAGAGUGGAUUUCCCCUGCAACUGCAGUGUGGAUUGCCAACCGGAUUGCCAAAGAUUUAGCAAAAAAUCGUGGCCCUGUGCCUAAAAUCCUUAGUGUAAUGGAUAUCUACAUGCUGACUGUGACCAACCCAGAUGGAUACGUCUUCUCCCACACAAAUCACCGCAUGUGGCGUAAAAACCGCUCUGUGACCCCUAACCCGAAAUGCCGUGGCGUUGACCUCAACCGGAACUGGAACGCUAAAUUUGGGGGGCCUGGAGCCAGCAAUGACCCCUGUACUGAGAUCUACCACGGCCCGUAUGCCAACUCUGAGAUGGAAGUAAAAAACAUUGUGGAUCUUAUCAAGAGACACGGCAACUUUAAAUCUUUUAUCUCCAUUCACGCUUACUCUCAGCUCUUAAUGUAUCCGUACGGCUACACGUGCACAGAUGCUCCUGAUCAGUCUGAGCUUCAUACUGUAGUCACGGCUGCAGCCAGUAAACUCAGUUCUCUGUACAACACCACAUAUGAAGUUGGAAGCAUCUGCAAUAUUAUCUACCCAGCGAGUGGUGGAAGCAUCGACUGGACUUAUGACAUUGGCAUUAAAUAUUCGUUCACUUUUGAGCUGCGGGACACCGGCGUCUAUGGUUUUCUUUUACCUGCCAACCAGAUCAUUCCCACUGCAAGGGAGACCUGGCUUGCUCUUAAAUAUAUGAUGAAAUAUGUUAGUAAUCAUCCUUAUUGAGAACAAAAUCAAAAUUAUUAAAGUUAGAAAUAAAUAUGGCAAUGCAUACAAUAUUUGUCUGUAUUUAUGGAUCCAGUUAUAUUAGUUUUAUUUGUUUCAUGAUGCCAAUUCUUUAUUUAUCCUAUCACAUUGCAGUAUUUUCUUAAAUUAUAGGAAUUUUUCAAUAAAAUUUGAUAAACAGUACAGAAAUAAACACUAAUGAAUUUCAUAGCAUUUAUUAUAUAAAAUAAAAUGGCUUGCAAGGAGUCCACACAUUCGUAGACCACUAGUAAAACAAUUUUAUUUAUUAGUUAUUUUGCAUUUUCAUAAUUUAAUAGAAUAUAGGGAACAAACAUACAAUUUAUAUCACUUUUAGCAGUGCUUGUAUCUUAAAAUGCUAAAUGUUAAGAGUAACAUUUUAUAUUUUAGUGCUCAAACCACAUCAUGACCAAUAGGGGGCAACAUCUGCUAAUAAAUAAAGCGCUUUCAGAAGUAAUAGUCUGUCAAUGUAUGAAAAUUGCUUAACUUACAAAUGCAAGC